CACCUACAUCAUAAUUUACCUGUGUACAUACAGUAACUUCAGUUUUGAUUUAUAUAAAAUAAACCAUGUAAGGUCAUUAAUUAAGGAUUAAACAGUUAAUAUUUACAGAUAGGUGGUAGGAUAGUGGUUUAUCUAAAUAAACAUGUACUGCUAGAAAACCAAUAUCAUAUAUAUGUGAGAGAAAGAGUAUGACAAACCUCAGUAUCUCUUGAAAUUGAUUCCUCGCUCUGCCUGUUGUUGAAUUUAUGGAAGUCAUGAAUGGUUGGAUUAGAAUACAUUUAAAAGUUCAGAAUGUGUGACAUUUUGAAUAAGAAGUGGUAUUUUAAAUUCACUAAGUAAUGAUUUAUUUCGUUUAUAUUUGGACAUAUUUAAUACUGUCUAUUGAAAAUGACCUGAAUAUGUAGUAAAAAUGUGUGAACAACCACCUCAAAACUGUUUCUUUGGCGGAUUAAAAGAAAUAUAGGUUUUGACGUUGUGGAUGAGGAUUUUAGUUUGAAUUCAACAUGGCUUUGAAUGUUUGUUCUGGUCAUGGGUCAACCCUGCCAGUUUUUCGUGAAGGAAGUGGGCUAGUUCAGGGUUUACAAAGUGUGGGGUUACCAAAGGAACAAAAUGGUAACCAUGGUAAUAACCCUUAUGUGACCUAUGUAAAUGUAAAUAAGUUUGAAAACAAUUGGGAAGAUUUAGAUGAUGAAUUUUCCACAAAGGAAAUAUUUGAAACAGAUGUGUCGGAAAACAUUCCUGUAAGAACAACUGCAAACAAUCAAACUAGACUAAGACAACGAGAGGAAACAUUUUAUAGUGAACAGGAAGUUCCCCCUGUUCCAGUAUUGGUUGACCCAUCUAAUAAAUGGACAUGGCAAGACACACAUGAUCAUGACAACUCUGAACGGGAAAGUUUUUCUCUCGAAACUUACAAAAUUCAAAGUAGACCAAGACAGAUGGAAGAGACAUUUUAUACUGAACCUGGUAUUCCACCAGUUAAAGAUAAAUCAUCCUCUGAAUGGAUGAAAUCCGACAUGAAAGGUCAAGGUUAUUUUGAACAAGAAAAUUUAAGAACAACCGAUUUGAAAAGAGAAACUCCCACUGAUCAGAAUAGAUCUUGGAAUAGUGAUAAAUUUUACAAAGAACAAGAAGUUCCGUUAGUUAAAGAUGAGUCUUCCAUUGAUUUGAUACAGCCUGAUUCACAAGGUCAAGGUUAUUUUGAACAAGAAAAACUACCUAUAGACACAGCUGAUGUAACAGUAGAGUCAACUUCCAACUUAAGGAACAGAUUUGGGGGGAAUAGAUUUGAAACUCAAGGCUUUCAUCAUACUGUGGGAUCAGACAGAUCUGAAGCUGGAGGAAGCGUUGGAUGUUGCGGAUAUAUUUUAUGGUUUCUGUCAAUCCUUCUUAUCAUUUGUACGUUUCCAUUCUCUAUGUGUUUAAGUAUAAAGGUUGUUCAAGAAUAUGAAAGAGCAGUGAUAUUCCGACUUGGUAGACUGGUAUCAGGUGGUGCUAAGGGACCAGGUCUGUUUUUCAUCAUACCCUGUAUAGAUUCCUAUACAAAGGUGGACAUGAGGACAGUAUCUUUUGAUGUUCCCCCACAAGAGGUUUUGACGAAAGAUUCUGUAACAGUGGCAGUUGAUGCUGUUGUGUAUUAUAGGAUACAGAAUGCAGCCAUGUCAAUAACAAAUGUAGAGGAUUCUAACAGGUCAACGCGUCUUCUUGCCGCUACUACCCUCAGAAAUGUUCUUGGAACAAAGAAUCUCGCUGAGAUUUUGUCUGACAGGGAAUCCAUCAGUCAUGUUAUGCAGACCUCUUUGGAUGAAGCCACUGAUCCUUGGGGUGUAAAAGUUGAACGUGUUGAAGUUAAGGAUGUCCGUCUGCCAGUACAGUUACAGAGAGCAAUGGCUGCAGAAGCAGAAGCUGCAAGAGAAGCAAGAGCUAAGGUGAUUGCUGCAGAAGGUGAACAGAAAGCUUCUCGUGCCCUGAAAGAAGCAGCAGACGUUAUGGCGGAGUCUCCAGCUGCUAUUCAGCUCCGAUAUUUGCAGACACUCAAUACAAUUUCAGCAGAAAAGAAUUCAACCAUUAUUUUCCCUCUGCCUAUUGAUUUGAUGCAAAGCUUUAUGAAAUACACUGGAGGUGCAAGGGAGACAACUCAGGCACACUUCUGAAAAAAAUGAAUUUGUACAUUUCAACUUGCCUCUGUUGAUUUAUGAUACCCAUAAGUUGUUCAAGGGAGACAACAUAAAUCACUUACAAAAAACUGAAUUUGUACAUAUAAUGGUUUAAAUUUAUAUUGUACAUUUGUUAAGAUAUAUAUGUAAGUUGUCAAAAACAGCAAUAACCCAGAUUUAAUGAAGUUUUGUAUCUGAUGAUGUUUAUAUCACUGACAGUAAGAUAUAUAGACCAUAAGAAAAGUAAAAGUCAAUUAAAAAAUAUAAAUUGAUAUGUUUUUGUUAAGAAAUUAGAAAUGAUAAAGGAGCAAUGAGGUAAAUAUCAAGAUGGCGUCACAAUAAUUCCUCCCCCCCC
This is a messenger RNA of Mytilus californianus (California mussel), 2511 nucleotides long. Its product is annotated as band 7 protein AGAP004871-like. The transcript has 8 exons. Gene Ontology annotation, cellular component: plasma membrane. The record is from RefSeq and is a predicted model, not a curated record. NCBI's taxonomy places the organism in Eukaryota, Metazoa, Mollusca, Bivalvia, Mytilida, Mytilidae. The coding region runs from base 504 to 2153 and encodes 549 amino acids.